AUGGCUCACCAGAUGCUCAUGGAGACGCAGCAGGAGCUGCGGCGUCUGCCUGGCAACAACCGCUGUGUCGACUGUGACGCCCCGUACCCCCAGUGGGCCACCGUCUCGUACGGCACCUUCAUGUGUCUCGAGUGCUCGGGUCGCCAUCGCGGGUUAGGUGUCCACAUUUCCUUCGUGCGGUCGGUCACGAUGGACUCGUGGACGGACAAGCAGGUGAUGCAGAUGCAGAAAGGGGGCAACGACUCGUUUCGUAAGGCUCUCUCGGCUGCUGGCGUCCCGUCGGAUCUCUCGAUCAGUGAGAAGUACAACACGCCACAAGCAGAAGUGUAUCGCCAACGGCUGACGGCGAUUGUCGAGGGACGAGCGCCGCCGUCGCUGCCUCAGUGGGACCCGAGCACGCGCCAACCAUCUACUUCCUCCUUCUCAUCUGCUUCGUAUGCUGGUGGAGGGUCGGCGGGAGGCGAUACACGUGGUGUGGAAGCACUCAAAGGCGAGUCCGAGCAGGACUACGUUGCUCGUCAGGUACAGCUGCGUGAAGAAGCGCGGGCCCGCAUGGCUGCCAAGUUUGGCAGCAAUGGUAUGCAGGGCAUCGGAAGUGGCGGUGAAACGCGGGUGCCUCAAGCUCCGUCUUCUGGUCUCGGAGACCUCUCGGGUGCCUUUGGUUACCUGACCAGCACAGUGACGACAGUCGCUAGUUCGGCUGCCAAUCUUGUGAAGGACCAAGACUUGGGAUCCAAAGUGUCGUCCGGGUGGUCGUUCGUGCAGAACGCAAUCCACGAUCCGGCACUUACGGAGAACGUCAAGUCCUCUGCUUCGUCUGGCUGGUCCGUGCUGUCUAGUGGUGCAUCUGCGCUGAUACAGACCGCCCAGACUGCAGUUAAUGGUGGAAGUGGGUAUGCCAAUAACAACGCAGCUGGAAUGAACAGCGCCUUCCCUCGCACCAACGCUGAUCUAUCGACCUCUGGUAAGUAUGCAGGUGUUGGCAGCAGCAGCAGCAGCGGCGUAAGCUCGUCAAGUCGCGAUCACGAUAACGACUCGUGGUUGGACUCGCAGCUUGGCAGUAGCGAUUUCAACACCCACAGCGGCAGUUCUCACACAACGACGCAGCAGACAAAAUCGACUUCGACGCCCAAUGUGUUCGGAUCCUCAUCGUUCAGCAGCAAUGAUGGCAGCCACGACCUGCUUGGUCUCUCUGCUUUGCCAACUACCCCAGCCACAAGCAGCAAUGGAUCAGCUGCUGCUCCUGCUGCAGCCGUUGCAAAGGAGACAAAACCCAAAAAGGAUGUCGAUUUCUUCGGCGAGUUUGGCUUCUAG
Peronospora matthiolae is the source of this 1314-nucleotide messenger RNA. The record is from the annotation of a GenBank genome assembly. NCBI's taxonomy places the organism in Eukaryota, Oomycota, Peronosporomycetes, Peronosporales, Peronosporaceae.